Messenger RNA from Electrophorus electricus (electric eel), 1569 nucleotides. Its product is annotated as olfactomedin-4. Gene Ontology annotation, biological process: signal transduction. Lineage: Eukaryota; Metazoa; Chordata; Actinopteri; Gymnotiformes; Gymnotidae. The record is from RefSeq and is a predicted model, not a curated record.
ACACCUCCACACUCUGACAUCACUCAGCACACAACCAUGUUCCUGCUCCUGCUGGUUCUUACUGCCUCUGAGCCGGUCCAUUCUCAGAGAGUUCAGGGCCAGGAGAACAAUGGCUCGUGUGUGUGUGAGGUGAACAGUAAUCUCUGGGCUUUUCCUGCUGUAAAAUAUGAGGCAGUCUCUCUGCUGCUUCAGAGCUGUGGAGACGCUGUGCGUAAGCUCCAAACUCAGACCGUGACGACCAACGCCGAGCUGCCAAAGCUGAAGGUGAUGCUGGAGGAUGUGACGACACGUCUGCAGAAAUUCCAGUACCUGAAAUCGAGUGGCCAGUACAACAGCCUGCACCUGCGCCAGCUCAGCCAGGAGCUCCAGGAGCUCCAGCAGCUGGUCAGCGCGACACAUCUGGACAGGCCUGGCGCAGAGACGCACAAGAUAGGCAAGGAGUUGCUGAAGCUUCAGGAGGAUGUGGAGAGGAUGUACAAGGACAACAUCUUCAACCUGGAGUCGGUGAGGGAGAGGCUGCGUUUCCUCAGUAACCGAGCGCAGACCUGCCGGACCAUUCCGGAUGACUUCAGGAGCUCAUGCUCUCAGCGCAUUAUGAAGAACAUCAGCUCUCCCUUGAUCACCAAGCUGAACCCGUUCAGUAAGUCAUACAUCUCGGGCGCCUGGGGCCGUGACACCAGCCUGAGCGACGUGGGGACGUAUUGGGUCCAGCCGCUGGUCAGCAGCCACAAGCAUGGCAACACCAUGCGGCUGUACAAGAACUAUGAGGAUUUCAUGUCAGGCAGGGACUACAGGGACGAAUCUGUGGCCCCCUCACACAGCCACAGCAACGCGAUCCAGGGCCCCGGCACGGUGCUCUACGACAGGGUGGUAUACUUCCAGUGCUACAACACGCCAGAACUUUGCAGCUUUGACUUGCAGACCAAGCAGACGAAGCGCCUGAAGAUCCCGGAUGCGGGCAUCAACAACAAGUUCCCGUACUGCUACUACACCUGCCGCGACUGGACGGAUGUCGACCUCGCGGCUGACCACCAGGGCAUCUGGGUGAUAUACGCCACGGAGGGGAACCACGGCAACCUCGUCCUUAGCCGAGUGGACAGGGAGACCUUCAACAUCACUCACACGUGGAAGACGCGGCUGUUCAAGCGCUCCAUAACCAACGCCUUCAUGGCCUGCGGGGUGCUGUACGCCACACGCUUCGUGGACACGUACAGGGAGGAGGUCUUCUACGCGUUCGACACCAACACAGGCUCAGAGGACAAUACCCUGGAGCUGCCGCUGGAGAAGGUCUCGGCUGGAGUGGCCAACCUCCACUACAACCCCAACGACAGGAAGCUGUACAUGUACAAUGACGGCUACCUGCUUGCCUACCAGGCCUUCUUCUAAUAGUCUCUGCAGGCGCAGUGUCGCACACUAACAAGAUUCUGUUGUUUUUUUUUGUUUUUUUUUACUGCUGCAGGAUUUUAAUAUUCAGACAAACGUUAACUGUUACGAAUGCAUGCUGAGGAAAGAAUGUUUUGUAUUUUAUCACAGGAAUGGUUGUAUUAAGAAUAAAAAUGUUUGUUACAG